AUGUACCUGCGAAAAGUUUUAAAAUGGAGUUUCAUAGCUGGAAUUGCUGGUGUCACUGUUUCAUCAUUACAUAGAAAUGAAUGGGAGGUAUCAACUAUAGGUGCUCUUCGCUUUGGGCGUGCUGCUAUUACAGUUGGAAAAAUUGCUGUCGACUACAAACUGACUUUAAAAGGGUUAGAUGUUGACACUGAGAAUUAUGAAAAGCUUAAAUCAGAAGUAAUCGUCGUCCUUGUACAUUUUAGGUCAGCUAAAAAGCUCCUGGACUUGUGCUGCAAGAAUGGAGGUGCUUUUAUAAAAGUUGGCCAGCAUAUUGGAGCUUUAAACUACUUAUUACCAUAUGAAUAUGUAUCAACACUUAAAAUUCUGCAUAAUAAAGCACCUAAAGCUGACAUAGAUGAUGUUCUACAUGUCAUACGAGAAGAUUUGGGAGAUGAGGCUGCUAAAGUAUUUAAAAGUUUUGAGCCAGAUCCAAUAGGUGCUGCAUCUUUAGCUCAGGUACAUUUAGCAACCUUGCAAGAUGAUACUAAAGUUGCUGUUAAAGUUCAACACAGGCAUGUGCAGGCACAUGCGCGAGUUGAUAUGGCUACUAUGGAGCUUCUAGUCAACAUUGUAGCAUGGCUAUUUCCUGAGUUCACAUUCAUGUGGCUUGCAGAAGAAACUAAAAGAAACUUGCCUAUAGAGCUAGAUUUUAUUCAUGAAGGCCAAAAUGCAGAACGAGUUGGUAGAAUGUUUUCAUCUCUCUCUUGGUUGAAAAUUCCUCGUAUAUAUUGGAAUUUAUCUACGACUCGAGUGCUUACUAUGGAGUAUUGUGAAGGUGGGCAGGUUGAUGAUGAAGAAUACAUAAGCAACCAUAACAUAUCUGCAGCAGAGGUUUCCAGAAAGCUGGGUGAAUUGUACAGUCAAAUGAUUUUUGUCAAUGGUUAUGUUCAUUGCGAUCCACAUCCUGGAAACAUUCUGAUACAAAAAGAUGAUAACAGUCAGGAAGCAAAAAUUGUGUUACUUGAUCACGGGCUUUAUACAGAUUUAACUGAUCAGUUCAGAAUGGAUUACUGCAAUAUGUGGUUAUCAUUAAUCAAAGCUGAUGUUAAAGGUGUUGAGUAUUGGGGACGUAAACUUGGUGUUGGAGAGCUGUAUGGUUUGUUGGCUUGUAUGAUCACAGCCCGAUCAUGGACAGCUGUAACAAAAGGCAUUGAAAAAGUGAAACCAACAUCUGAAGAAAAAAAAGAGAUUCGUAGUAAUGCUGCAAAUUAUUUACCUGAAAUUACUACAGUUUUAAGCAAAGUACCUAGAGAAAUGCUACUUAUUUUCAAAACAAACGAUCUCUUGAGAGGUAUUGAAGGAUCUUUAGGUGUGAAAGGUGCCGCUGGAUCAUUUAUUGCCAUGUCAAAAUGCUGCAUCAAAGCUCUUUAUGAAGAAAAGUUGAAAAAUUGUAAAUCCUUCCUAGGUGUUUUAAAAGUUACAUUUGCUAGAACUUUAGCUUAUACUAGGAUUUUUGUUUACCAAUAUUAUUUGUGGUUUAAUAAUUUGAGCUUUGUUCAGAAGUUUGCUUAGCUUUAGGAAAAAAUAUCGAGCUUCAUAUCUAUUUAUUUCA
Molecule: messenger RNA, 1591 nt
Organism: Uloborus diversus
Lineage: Eukaryota; Metazoa; Arthropoda; Arachnida; Araneae; Uloboridae
Gene: Adck1
Product: aarF domain-containing protein kinase 1-like
Exons: 10
Coding region: 1-1551 (516 amino acids)
Biological process (GO): lipid homeostasis; mitochondrion organization
Cellular component (GO): mitochondrial inner membrane
Source: RefSeq, a predicted model, not a curated record